GUCACAUAAGCUGUGUGUGUUUGACGUAAACGUGCCAUCAGUCGUGUUAUAUUGAUUGAGAAAAAAAUACUUAUCUACAUAUUUUUAUUCUAUGAUUUUGUCGAUUUCGGGGUGAAUUUAAGCUAAGAAACAAAAAUAAAAUAUCAUAGUUCAAUUUUUUUUAUCAAAUAUGUAUAAUUUUAAUGAAAAACAUAACACCUUCCUAAGGCAGUCGGUUAAAAGCUGAUAAAACCUAUUUUAGUUCUGGCCACAUCCUGGUCGCUUGCUAUUGGCAACCGUUGUGUCAACAAAACUUUUUUGUUUACAAAUGUCUAAUGGCGACAAAUUUGAAGUUGUUUCGCGUUUGUGUUACGUUAUAGUGGUUAUUUUAGCUUUAAUUCGCCAUAAUAGUGUUUUAAAACAAUGGGGAAUUGUUUAGCGGGCAUAUUGCGACGUCGGCGCGUUCGACGUCACAUAGUUCUGAUACUAAUUGGACUGGACAACGCCGGCAAAACUCAAACAGUUAAUAACUUAACUGGCGAAAAUGAUGACAAGAUUUUACCUACAGUGGGUUUUAAAGCUGUUAAUUUAAUACACAAAGACACCCCUGUGACCAUAUACGAUUUAGGCGGCGGGCCGCAUUUUAGGCAAAUAUGGCCGCAAUAUUACAGCGAAGUUCAUGGCGUGAUUUUUGUGAUAGAUUCAAGUGAUUUUUCCCGUUUGGACGAGUGUCGGGAAGUCUUGGAGGAAGUCCUUUCUCAUGACAAGAUCUCAGGCAAACCAGUCCUUGUCCUAGCUAAUAAACAAGAUAAGAACGGCGCGCUGGACGACAUUGAUGUGGUCGAGAAGUUGAAUAUUGAACCUUUGGUCAACAAAUACAGAUGUCCAACCCUCGUUGAAUCCUAUUCGGCAUUUCAACAGCCGAAAAAUUCAAAAAAACCGAAAAUCGACCCGGGCCUGCGCAAGGGUUACCACUGGCUCCUAAACUUCAUAGUGAGACGGUACGGCGACAUAAACUUGCGCGUACAAACAGACAUACACGCAGACUUGGAACGUCGCAAACGUAUGGUGAAAUCAAAAUCGUCGCAGACCAGCACUAUAGACGAUAUAGUCUCACAAACAGGCUUUGAAAAUCCAAAUUUUGGUGUCGAGACAGAUUUGGAGAAAGGUUUGAUAGUAGUCAAGCCGAUAACUAAAAGCGGAGAUACAACUGUGACAAUAGACAGCGGUGAUACAGACAACACUAGCAAUAAACCAAAACUUUCACCUCUUUUUGGACGAGCUAGCAAUAGUUCGGUAACAGAGACUGUGAGGAUAGAAUUGGAGCCGCGCACAGAAUUCCGCAAGCUGUCCCCUUUAGUGAGGAGCAAGAAUGAGGCGAACCACAUCGACUUCCAGAAUAGACCGCAGUCCAGCCCCUCUUUUACUAAAAAGCAAAAGUCGAGCCAAACAAGCAACUCCAGCCACUCGAAGAGUUCAUCGUUCCAGUCGGACAAGUCCAUACAGAGCGCGGCCGCGUGCGGCGACGGGAACCGAACCUGGGACGCGCCCGCGCGGCUGCGCGCGCUGCUCCGCGACGAACCGCGGGAGAGGGACUACACAAACAAAACAGUGUCGUCGUGCAUGACUCUGUCCCUCCCGCCGCCCGUGGAGACGGCGCGGCCCGCGUCCGCGUCGCAACUAGUGCGCCGACAACUGGAGCUGUCGGCGCAACACAAGAGGAGACUCAGUCUAAGAUACGUGCACCGUAACAAGACGAGUCCGGAACGGCUGUCGAUGAUGUACGAGCCGAAAGCGCAGCAGAGACAUCUGGACAAAGGGGACUUCUCCCACGCCGCUACCAUAAACUGACAAGGUGCAAGAAAUUGAAUAAAUUCUUCAUAAUAUAGGUGUUCACGGUAGUUGAUUAGUUUUGUACGAAUAAAUAUAUUAUUUCGCUGGCAACCAUACACUCCUUACAGCAUCAUACCGAUAUAAUAGCACGUCUUUGUCCCUUACGGGGCAGACAGAACUAGGAGUUGCCGAGAUAAAUUCGUUGAUUGAUAUGCCAAGAUAAAUUCGUUGAUUGAUAAACUCGACACUGUUUAGCUGUUGUGGUCAUAAUGUUGUUCUCGGCUGUGAUGCUCAGAAGCCUUUAGGUAUACGUGAAAAAUACGCUUUAACAUUUUGAAGAUUCUGUUGUGAUUUUACAACCGGCCGCCUGCCUGACGUCAACCCUCUUUGGGAAUGUUAUUGUUUCCUGUCAGCUGCCUAGGCUGUGUGUCCCUCAGUCGCCUCGUACUACAUCCACAAGAUAUGGAGUGGUCCUAUUCUCUAGGGUCCACACAUCACACACACGAAUUAUUCGAAACAAAUUUUCGAAUAACAGUAAUCAGAAGGCCUACUACGAAACACACAACACGUAGCACGUUACUAACGUCCACAUGCUGUCUGUUUUUCUCAUCGUGGACGCAAUUACGUGCUACGUGUUUUACGUUUCAUCGUAGCCCCCCCCCCCAGAAGGGAGUGCCGCAGUGUUGCCAACAUCACCAAAAUGUACACAAUUUAUAAAUAUAUGUAGCGUCGUAAUGUUCGGAGAAGGAAAAACUGUUUUGUUUUGUCAAUUCAACGAUGUAAAUACUGAAUAUUUAAAAGAAAUAAGACCAAGGACAAUAAUUUAAUUUGCCGGUAGGGCGCUGAUGUGGUGAAGGGUUGUUUUUAAAGAAAUUGCGUUUGUGUUGUGCAUACGGUAUACGGACGCAAUACAAAAAGUAAUUUUUAAGGUUCCGCUGUCCGUCCGUCUGUCACCAGGCCGUAUCUCAUGAACCGUGAUGUUAUACAAUUGAAAUUUUCUCAGAUGAUUUCUGUUGCCGCUGUUAUAAGAAAUAUUAAAAACAGAAUUUAAUAUGUAAAGGAGCGCUCCCAUAAUACAAACGUUACUUUCUUUGCAGUGUUUAUAGAUUAUGGUACGGAACCCUUCGUUCACGUGUCCGACUCGCACUUGGCCGGUUUUUUCUCAUUAUCUUUGGUCUCAUUUACAUAACAAUAUUAUUGUAGUCACACUUUAGUCAAUAGUUAUAAGUCGUUGAAACUUGAGAGUUUAUACAGGGUGAUACAUACAAUAUUUAGAAUAGUGAUACUAUAUAAUCUACUAUUUCUAUUUACUGGUUUGUUUGUUUUUGAAGAGUGAACAAUGAUGUGUAAAUUUCAAGUAUUACUUAUAUAAUUUCAAGUGUCGAAAACGUAUUAAAAUUAUUUACCCUUUUUUUGAGCAUUCUCGAAAUUAAAUUCUGAGAAAUCAAAUUAUUUGUUUAUAUGAAACUUUCAACAGUGGUAUAGGUAUUUAAUUAUAUAAAAAUAUUUUUUUACAUUAUCAGAAGUGCAGCAUAAUCGAUGGAACUGAGCAGAUUUUUAAAGAAAUCUUUGAAAUGCCGCCCUCCACACUGUCACCGAACUCUGACACAUUCCCACCCGAAUGCACAUACAUUGCGUGGUUUUGUGAGAGUUAUUAAUCGCAAUUAAAGACCAGCAAUGUGCGUUGAAUCCGCCAAAGUUUGUCUACAGUGUGGAGCCGGCAUACAAAUUAAAAAUUUGAAAUUACUUAUUAUUUCACUAUAAACGGAAACUCCUUUAUUGGACCAUAUUCUUUAUCUGAGCGCUUUCCCGGUUCCCUCAGCCAUUGAGCGUCGGAGCCCAGGGUCCGCCUUUAUUUGAGAUAGUUUUAUGGUUAAAGGCUUAAAAAUUUCCAUGUGCUUUGAAAUCACACUAAACAGUCACUAUUGUUUCAAAAUUCUAACUCUUCAAAAAUUGCAAACGAAAAUGUAUCAAAGAAUUUAUACUUACAAAAUAGUAUAAUUUUGUAUUUUGUCUACGUAAAUAAGUUUCUUAAUAAAAAUUCAUUAUACAAUG
Molecule: messenger RNA, 3867 nt
Organism: Plodia interpunctella (Indianmeal moth)
Lineage: Eukaryota; Metazoa; Arthropoda; Insecta; Lepidoptera; Pyralidae
Product: ADP-ribosylation factor-like protein 13B
Exons: 8
Coding region: 403-1830 (475 amino acids)
Biological process (GO): non-motile cilium assembly; receptor localization to non-motile cilium
Cellular component (GO): ciliary membrane; non-motile cilium
Molecular function (GO): GTP binding; GTPase activity
Source: RefSeq, a predicted model, not a curated record